AUGUUCAACGCUUCCAAGAAACAUACGGUCAGGCAGGCAUCAAUUCCGGUACCAAUGCUGGCGCCAACCACAAGCACCCAGACGGCCACCAUUGCCUCCCAGACAGCUACAAAAGCCACCAAGUCGGGCACGAGCUCCGCCACACCGAUCAGCAGCACCACCACGACGAUCACCAGGGCGGCCACGAGGACCACCGAGACAGGCACGAGCUCUGCCACGAGCUUCGCCACGUCAAGCACUACAGCCACCACCGAGAGUGUGCUAACCGCAAUGAAUGUGCUGGUGAGUCCAGUGUUGGUGGUGGAGUCCGAGGAGGGCUUUUCUGCAGGGGACGCCGUCGUGAUCACUGGUAGCGGCAAUUCGGAGACACGUGACAUCAGGAAAUCUGGAUUCAUUGUGCCCAUCGCAUCAUUGGACUACGACGGAUACCCAGCGGGCUCCAGUAGCAUCAAGAUAGGCGGUAGUUGUUCGAGCAAUGCGCUAUCCUUAGAGGAGCAUCAAGAGUCCGAUGGAUUGGUUGCAGUCCUCGCUAGUGUCGCGAUCGUCCUCCUCGAUGCGUCUUGCUGGGCUUGGGCUGCCCGGUGA
Molecule: messenger RNA, 585 nt
Organism: Prorocentrum cordatum
Lineage: Eukaryota; Dinophyceae; Prorocentrales; Prorocentraceae
Source: the annotation of a GenBank genome assembly